Messenger RNA from Penicillium atrosanguineum, 786 nucleotides. RefSeq names its product S1 family peptidase. Gene Ontology annotation, molecular function: serine-type endopeptidase activity. Gene Ontology annotation, biological process: proteolysis. Lineage: Eukaryota; Fungi; Ascomycota; Eurotiomycetes; Eurotiales; Aspergillaceae. The transcript has a single exon. The record is from RefSeq and is a predicted model, not a curated record. Bases 1 to 786 code for a protein of 261 amino acids.
AUGUUUCUAAGUCUGAACUCUGUGAACAUACGAGCCAACAACAUAUUUGCCCUUGCUGGAGUCGCAUUUAGCACCUUGGCGGGUGCAAUCGUCGAUGGCACUGACGCAACAAGCCUUGAGUAUCCUUCCGCCGCAACUCUCUUCAGAAGUGGUGCUUUCUCAUGCGGAGGCGCCGUCGUGGGAGAACGUACCGUUCUAACUGCUGCCCAGUGCAUCGAUGGAAAUGAACGUCGCCCACAAGACUACACUGUCCGUGUUGGUAGCGCCGACCGAAGCACCGGAGGCUCACUCGUCCAAGUCUCCCGAAUUGUUAAGCAUGGCUCCUACGGAUCCUCCACCCUCAAUUAUGACUUUGCCAUUCUGUACCUUGCUCAAGACAUCCUUGGGACCCCUGAUGUCACCGCCGUAUUGCUACCAGAGACAGAUGCUGGCAGUGCCAGCGAUUUUCCUGUGAAAGUCGCCGGCUGGGGAAGAUUGGGCGCAGCGGAAGGACCUUCAUCAACCCUGCAACAGGCCAAUAUGCUUAGCCUCGAGCGAUCCACAUGCUCUGCUCAGUGGAAGAGCACAAUGUCAGCCCAAGUGAUGUGUUUCCAGCCGGAUGAGCUCAUUGAGCCAGGAACAUCGGCAUGCAAUGGGGAUACUGGGGGCCCAAUUGUGGAUGAAUUUGGAGGAACUGUGUACGGCAUAGUCAGCCGUGUGUCGCAGGAUUGCACAGCUACACCACGUGCGAAUAUCGGUGCCAAUGUGUAUGCGGUAAAGUCAUGGAUCAAGGCAAACAUGGCAUAG